This is a messenger RNA of Meleagris gallopavo (turkey), 4548 nucleotides long. It is a transcript of the gene KCNJ4, whose product is annotated as potassium inwardly rectifying channel subfamily J member 4. Gene Ontology annotation, biological process: regulation of monoatomic ion transmembrane transport; potassium ion import across plasma membrane. Gene Ontology annotation, molecular function: inward rectifier potassium channel activity. The record is from RefSeq and is a predicted model, not a curated record. Lineage: Eukaryota; Metazoa; Chordata; Aves; Galliformes; Phasianidae. Gene Ontology annotation, cellular component: plasma membrane.
GGAAGCCCCUGAGAUGCCACAAGGGAGCUCCCAGCAGAGACACCCUGAGGGGAGCUGGGUCCUUGCUUGGAGCCAGGUCUCAGCCUAUAAUCUGGGGUCCAGGUGGGAAAAUCCUGCAGGUUACAGCCUGGGUACAUGGCUGCCCCACUGUCCCCUUCCCACUGCCACUUCCACUGGAUGUGUUCCCUUCUCCCCCAUGGCAGCUCAGCAGUGCGUAUCCAUGGCUCUGAGAUCACACGCAAGGAUGGGCUAAAGUAGCGGAAAGCUGUUGGAUCCUACCACGGAGUUACUGACUUCUUAGCUACAGACUGCAUAGCAAUCAGAGAGGGGGAGAGGGAGCCAGGGAACGGGAGCAGGGAGAGGCGGUGCAGAGAUUUUGGGGUUAGAGCAGGGAGGUGCAGGGAGAGGAAGGAAGGGCAGAGGGGACGAGGCAGGAGGGGGAGAGCAGAACCAUCGCUGAGAGCUCGUGGGAUGGAUGGGAGCGAAGCACGCUGAGCGGAGGAGGAGAGGAGCUGGGCACGGUGAGCUGGGGCUCCUCGGGAAUCCAACAACCCCAGAGCUGCAGAGAACCCACUGGGUGAGCCCAGGAGCUCUGGGGCACGAUGGAGACACCGACUACUGACCCCAUCCUUUGACUCUGGCUCCCAGGCGGCCCCGGCACGAUGCGGCACAUGCCCAGGAACAAUGGUGAUGAUGGCAUGGGCUUCAGCUUGUCAGAGGUGAAAGCUAGAGCUGCCAGGUCCCACACAAGCACGGCUGCAUGAGAUCCCACGCUCACCCAGCUCCUGUGGCCCCCAAAACCUGAUGAUACAGCAAGCCAUGGGCAGCGUCCGCGUCAACCGGUACAGCAUUGUCUCGACUGAGGAGGAUGGACACAAGGUCUCUGCGUUGGGCAGCAUGAACGGGCACAGCCGGAAUGGGAAGGGCCACACACCCCGGCGGAAGCACCGCAACCGCUUUGUGAAGAAGAACGGCCAAUGCAAUGUCUACUUCGCCAACCUGAGCAACAAGUCUCAGCGCUACAUGGCUGACAUCUUCACCACCUGUGUGGACACGCGCUGGCGGUACAUGCUUAUGAUCUUCUCCGCCGCCUUCCUGGUCUCUUGGCUCUUCUUUGGUUUCCUUUUCUGGUGCAUUGCUUUCUUCCACGGUGACCUCAACGCACCGGUGGUGGGGGGCAGUCCCUCUCUCCUCAAGCCUUGCAUCAUGCACGUGAACAGCUUUCUAGGGGCUUUCCUCUUCUCAGUGGAGACACAGACAACCAUUGGGUAUGGCUUCCGCUGCGUGACUGAGGAGUGUCCACUGGCCAUCAUGGCUGUUGUGGUCCAGUCCAUUGUGGGCUGUGUUAUUGACUCCUUCAUGAUUGGCACCAUCAUGGCCAAGAUGGCGAGACCCAAGAAGCGGGCCCAGACCCUCCUCUUCAGUCACCACGCGGUCAUCUCGGUGCGGGAUGGCAAACUGUGCCUCAUGUGGCGAGUGGGCAACCUGAGGAGGAGCCACAUCGUGGAAGCCCACGUUCGUGCCCAGCUCAUCAAACCCUACAUGACAGAGGAAGGGGAGUACCUCCCCCUGGACCAGCGGGACCUCAAUGUAGGCUAUGAUGUGGGUCUCGAUCGUAUAUUUUUGGUCUCACCCAUUAUUAUUGUUCAUGAGAUUGAUGAGGAGAGCCCACUCUAUGGGAUUGGCAAGGAGGAGCUGGAGACAGAGAACUUUGAGAUCGUUGUUAUCCUGGAAGGGAUGGUGGAAGCCACGGCCAUGACCACGCAGGCACGGAGCUCUUACCUCGCCAGUGAAAUCCUCUGGGGUCACCGCUUUGAACCAGUAGUGUUUGAGGAGAAGAACCACUACAAAGUGGAUUAUUCCCGCUUUCACAAGACCUAUGAGGUAGCUGGCACACCCUGCUGCUCAGCUCGGGAGCUGCAAGAAAGCAAGAUGACUAUCCUACCUUCUCCCCCACCUCCCAGUGCCUUCUGCUAUGAGAACGAGCUGGCUCUUGUCAGUCAAGAUGAAGAUGAAGAUGAUGACGAAGUGGGUGUAGCGUUAGGUGGCAGCACCAAGGAAGAAGGAGGCGUCAUCCAGAUGAUGGAUUUUGGAAGCCACCUGGACCUAGAGCGGCUCCAGGCCACUUUGCCCUUGGAUACCAUCUCAUACCGCAGGGAGUCAGCCAUCUAAUCCCUCCAGCCUCCCCGUUCUACACUCAUUACCCACCCCCCCCUCCUCUUCCUCUGUUCUGCACCCAUACGUAGCUGCAUAAGUCCCUUGCCCACCAAAAAAUGCCUCCUGUGACCACCUCUCAGCACCUGAGUAUGUCGAGGCCUGGAGAUACUCUGAUAUAUUCCCUUUCCCAUGAAGUUGUACCCCCUGGAUGAGGAGUGAGAAUACACCAUUCUUCCAGACAGCACAGCUUGCUCAAGGACCUGCCCAGGGACAAGAAAGAAGCAGGGUUGGAUUCCCACAUCUGGGGAGGUGACAGGAGCCUGUGCCCUCAAUGGAGAGACUGUAUCUGCUCAAGUGUUUCUGCAGCUGAGACAACAGCACUUUCUGUCUCUCUCAGCAUGUGCAGACCCAUGGCUAUCAAUAGCCAUGGCUCUCACAAGGAGAGAAGUGAUGCAUAAGUCCUGACCCAGUGAGAAGGGACAGGGGAGUUUAGGACUCCUAGAGGAAGUGGGAGAGUCUCUGGAGAUAGGGGUUUGCUUGCAUGUUUAUUGCUUGUUGCACUUGACUUUCUUUGUAUAUAAAAAGAUCGAGAACUGAAAUCCAUAUUCUUCCACUGUAAAUGCCAAGCUGGGAGAGAAGGACACUGCACGUAGCCCGCUCUGCACUCUCCUUGUGGCACCCAUCACCUCCAGCAGCAGCUCAGCCCCACAGACUCAGCCCUGGUUCCCCCAUUCCUCCCCAGACCACGUUCUGCUUCUUUCCUGGAGCGUCUGGCAGCAGGCAGGGCCCUGUGCUCACACACCCGGCCACCGUGCCAGGGCUGGCAGGCAGUGACCUGAUGGGACAGCAGGCCCCUCAUUUUCUCCUUCCACCUCCUUCAGUCUUCUCCCUGCUGCCAUCAGCUGUAAAACGGAAUUUGUAUCUAUUUAUUUUUAAUAAAGUCUAAUAUCCCAGGGGGAGGUUUGGAAACAAAGGAGACCCCGAGGCUGCAGCCUGGUACAGAGACUGAUGAGUGUUAUUAGUGCUGGUGUUUGCUGUUCGUAUGGGUUUGAUGCCUGGAGGCUUCACCUUUGGUACUUCAGAGCCAGAGCUAGACUUAACACCUCUUCUCUGUUGUUUCACAGAAGACAGCAAAACUCGGUGAGUCUUUAUUAAGAGCAUUAGAAUCAGUCACUCAAAACCAGAUGACAUGAGGAUGGGAAAAUAAUUGGGUAGCUCAAAAGGCUGCUCUGCACACCUGGCAGAUGUGCUGUUGGGGAAAUGGUUGAAGAAAUACUGUUUGAUUGAAUUCCUGAUCUAUAGAGCAGAAAGCCAACAUCUUGGUAAUAGCUUGGGCUUAGUACAAAGAGCAAUAGGAAGAGGGGAAGAAGCAAAAGAAGAGGGAAAGAGUCAGAAGGAGUGAGGGAGGAGCGGGAACCACAGGUAAGGAAAAACUGAAGGGGAAGGCGAAGGAGAAGGGACAAAGAAAGGAAAGGAAGGGAAGGGAAGGGAAGGGAAGGGAAGGGAAGGAAGAAGGAGAAAAAUGAAUAAUGUGGUAAUGUGGCAGAGUGUUUGGGAGGGAACAGGGAUAGUGUAACAAGAUUGGUAUUGACACAGACAUGGCCACCUCAAGAGGAACACCUCCUGGCCACCUCUUGGCUUUUUUCACCUAUGACUUGAUAUGCAGCCAUGUUUUUCUACAUGUUUCUGUGUCCCACCUCCUCUCCCCGCUGCUGAUUAAAAAUGUCCCUCCCUCCUCCUCCCUCACGCUAUUAUUUAUUUAUUUUCCCCCAGAGGGAAUAAACAGAGGCCAGUAUUGACCUGGAUUUCAAUAUAGCUUUCAGAGCUGGGUGCCUGCCGCUGGUCAUGGCAGUGGAAACAAACUAAUGGACCGAGAGGGAAAGACUCUCUGCAUGUGAGGAUGUAAGGACAUGGGCACCCAGAACACAGACUGAGCUGGUGGCCCCAAAGAAGGGAGCGUGGCUGGACACCCCUCACCAAGGUGCAGCACCUUUUAGAGGUGAGUGGGGAUGAUGUACCAUUACUACUAGUUCCUAAGAGUCUGGUCUGCGAGGGAAUGCACUCGAAGAUUUCUCCCACUUUGCCAAUGCACAAAGGUAUGUGUAUCCUUCAGUACAUGUGCUUCUGCACCUGCAUGCUCCAAUCACAAAGUACUCAUGCCUGAAUAUCUACUGAACAUACCUACAUACAUAUGUCAUAUAUGCAGGCAUAAGCCAUCCUACACCACCCAAUAAGCCAUAAACACUCAAUGAUGUGCACACAAACUUUGUGCAACAGCAGCACUCAUCUCAACAAGUGUAUAUACAAUUGGAUAUUGGGGAUUCCUUUAUGUGGCCCAAAAAAAUCACCAAGAGAGAAGGUUGGAUAUUAGGAAAAAUUUCGUCUCAGAAG